This is a messenger RNA of Macrosiphum euphorbiae (potato aphid), 1410 nucleotides long. Lineage: Eukaryota; Metazoa; Arthropoda; Insecta; Hemiptera; Aphididae. The record is from the annotation of a GenBank genome assembly.
AUGGCAGUUAAAAAAAAAAGCAACAACUAUUGCAGUGUUUUUGGUUGUAAUGCAUAUUAUUGUUCUGAUAAAAUUAUUAGUUUCCAUCAGUUGCCGAAACGUAAUGAACCAAAAAUUCUACAAAAAAAUAAUUUCGGAAUUCAAGAGUUGGUCGACCGUCGGAGAAUGUGGGAAAUUGUUUUAAAAUUAUCCAAAAAAUCAUUAAAAAAGAAACGGAUUCAAAUUUGUUCAAAGCAUUUUACAGCAAAUGACUUUUUUCCACCAGGUUCAAGUAAAUUACGCUCACGCCUAAAGCCUACCUCAAUUCCAUCACGAAAUUUGCCUGAAUCGUCUGUUAAGGUCUUUUCUCCAAAAAAGAGAGCUUCGCCUAAGAAAAGAUCUUCUCCAAAAAAAAAAAUGUGGUACCAAAAUAUGAGGAACUACAUUUAUUGUAUUGAUGAGUCAAAUUUGAACAAGGAAUUUGAAUCUACGUCACAAAUCUACCCAGACUGUAACGACGUUUUAACAGACAUCACAGUUGCUAAUAAUCUUAUCUCAGAACUAACAACUUUCAAGGAUAGUGCAGUACAAGUAACUAGUGGUGAUCUUGUUACAUCGUUUAUAUCUUUAAUAGAUUCAAAACAAAAAUUAAUUACGAUGACAGGGAUCAAUUUUUUCAAAAUUUUGGAUGAGAUAGUAGAUUUGCACAAAACAUAUUGUUCAAUCAAGAGGCUCCUACAAUAUUGGUGGUCGGCCCCACUGACUACACCAACGUAUUGGACACUUGGACUGUCUUUUGAAAUUCUUAGUCUUUUGUUCAAUUCCUUAAAUUCGGAGACUUGUCGAUUACUGUAUAAUUCAAUGAUUCCUCAACUUUCCCAAAUUUUUAAAACUUUAGUUUAUUGGCCAUCUAGACAAGAAAUAUCAUUAAAUACUCCAUAUUGCUUCGAUAAAUUUACUAACGUUAGAGUUAUACUUGAUUGUACUGAAGUGUCAUUGCAAAAGCCAACAUGCUUAACAUGCAGAAUAAAAUGUUACAGUAACUACAAAUCAACAUAUACUUUAAAAUUUUUGAUAGGUAUAGCACCCGCAGGCAUUAUAACUUACAUCAGUAAGCCUUAUGGAGGUAGAUGUUCUGAUAAGGCUAUAUUUGAACAAAGUAAUCUGGUUGAAUGUAUGCAAAAACAUGAUGCUGUGAUGGUGGAUAAAGGUUUCCUAAUUGACGACUUCAAAGAAGAUGCAAUUUUAUCUAAAGACAUUGCCAAGGCUAGGGUUCAUAUAGAAAGAAUCAAUCAAAGAUUAAAAACAUUUAAUAUACUUCGUCAUACAUUUCCUUGGCCCCACAUCCAUUUAGCCUCAGAUCUAAUGACUAUCAUUGGUGGCAUAUGCAAUAUAAGCCCAUCAAUAUUUGCUAUGGAUAAAUUUAAUUAA